This is a messenger RNA of Phalaenopsis equestris, 1176 nucleotides long. Its product is annotated as membrin-11-like. Gene Ontology annotation, molecular function: SNAP receptor activity; SNARE binding. Gene Ontology annotation, cellular component: late endosome membrane; SNARE complex; ER to Golgi transport vesicle membrane. Lineage: Eukaryota; Viridiplantae; Streptophyta; Magnoliopsida; Asparagales; Orchidaceae. Bases 92 to 829 code for a protein of 245 amino acids. The transcript has 5 exons. Gene Ontology annotation, biological process: vesicle fusion; vesicle-mediated transport. The record is from RefSeq and is a predicted model, not a curated record.
AUCAUUAAUUCAGAAAACGGAAUUCGCUACCUCCUUCCCCUUCCUCCCCGAUCGUCUCCCGAUCUUGAUCUCACCGUCAUCGCCGAUCUACAUGGAGGCCGCUGCCGGCGGAGGAGGAACGCUGUCGGAACUCUAUCAGAAUGCGCGGCGGCUUCUACUUCGGACGAGGGAUGCUUUAGUAAAGCUUGAGAGGCUAGACUCUUCUUCGUUCUCCUCCUCUUCCUCCUAUACCUCACAGUUGUCGUCUUCCGCAACGUCGGCUGGUGUUGGGCUGGACCCUGCCGAGUUGUCCCUUUCGAUCAGGAGGGAUGUCACCCAAGUCCAGUCCCUCUGCGCCGAGAUGGACCGUCUUUCGCGCUCUAUCGGAGCCAAGGGCCAACGCGAGCUCUGGAAAAGAAAAGUAGAACAUGUAGCAGAAGAGGCGAACUCGCUUAGAGAAAGUUUGGACAAGCAUGCACUGAAGCAGCAAAAAAAGAUUCAGGAGGCAAAGGAGAGGGCGGACUUAUUAGGAAGAGCAAAUGGCGAAUCGGAACAUUUCCUGAGGAUUUUUGAUGAAGAAGCUCAAGCAAUGCAGUCAGCUCGCAAUUCGCACAUGAUGCUAGAUGAAGCAUAUGCCACUGGAGUAGCUGUCCUUUCAAAAUAUGCUGAGCAGAGAGAUCGCCUAAAGAGAGCACAAAGAAAAGCCCUGGAUGUACUCAACACUGUUGGACUCUCUAACUCUGUAUUGAAACUCAUCGAGAGGCGUCAUCGUGUCGACAAGUGGAUUGCAUAUGGCGGCAUGAUGAUCACAGUUGUCGUAAUGUACAUGUUCUGGAGGUGGACCCAUUAAUUUUUUCGCAGCCGGCCCCUGGUAUAUUUGAAUUAAAGCGGCUCUUUGUUGAAUCGCAUGCCUUGUGUCAAGUUCAAUGCAGCCAACCUCCACAUUAAGCAUCUAUAUUUGUCUCACUUUUGGAUCUUUUCUGGCUUAUUAGCUAUUAAUGUUUUGGUUGCUCCAAUUUGUAAUUUGAUCAGAAAAAUCAUAGAAAGUGAUAUUAAAAAAGAGUUGAGAAAUACAAAAUGUGUUAAGAAAAGAGAUGAGGAUGAAACAUAUAGUUUUAGGUUGAUCAUUUUAUCUGAUUUUUUCAACAAAACCUGUUGUUUUAAUACAUUUCCUUUUAAUGGGCGUGCAUACUCUUA